Molecule: messenger RNA, 1001 nt
Organism: Dromiciops gliroides (monito del monte)
Lineage: Eukaryota; Metazoa; Chordata; Mammalia; Microbiotheria; Microbiotheriidae
Exons: 2
Coding region: 1-729 (242 amino acids)
Source: RefSeq, a predicted model, not a curated record
AUGCGCGAGGACGCGCGUUUUUGUGUCAAUUUGAAAAGGAUAGCUACUCUACUGCAGUGCUGCCCCCAGCAGCACCAAGGUCUCCUGGUCUGCUGCCCCGGGCAAUGCCUAGGGACCCGAGCCCCCCAAGCAGCCUUCUCUCGCCUCCUCUCUAGCGCCUCUGCAGAUAACCCGACCUUUCCGCUAAAAAGCCCAAGCCAGGAGAAAGCGAACAUGUGCAAACCGCUUUCCCCCCUCAGUGUGUGCGUGUAUCUCUCCUCCAAUGGGUGGACUUCCGUCACGAGCAGCCGCAGGCAGCUGGGGGGUAUUCUGGGCUCCAGGGGAAGGCUGUUGAGACUCGUCUGUGGAGCUAAUGGUUUUAAGCAGUCUCCCCUGUGGCUCGUGGUUGUGGACUGGAUGGGUAGGACGUUGUGGAGGCAGAGGCCCCCGCGGGGGCGCGGUCUCCCCUCUUUACUCUUCCUUGGCUCCAAUACUUUGGGAAAGGACCACUAUUCCCAGCAAAAUCAACAGAGCAGCCUCUCCCCGCGGCCUCGAGGGUUCAGCUCUUUAGGGUGCGAGAAAGAGGCUUCCACCCUCGGGAGCCUCCUUAAUAAAGUGCUAAAGCGGCCCACGCUCGGCAGCCUGUACACCUGGGGGUCUGAGCUAGCGAGGUCACCUCAGCCGAGGCAAGGGGAGACUGGAGGGGCGGUGGAGAGGGAACUGGGCGCCCCGAGCCAGCGAGCAGGCUAGCGCAGGGCGUGCUUACCAAAAGGUGGGACACAUAGCGAAUGCGGCAGCAGCUGCAUGUGGCCUGAGGGCAUGCGAGAGGGCCUUGGCCACCAAUCAGGGCCUGAGAGUGACCGCCUUAGGCGAGGGACAGCGGCGGAAUCGGUGAAAUGGUGCAAGGGGAGCCUCAGAGAGCGAGGACUUGGAAGAAAAGCGGAGGCGUUUCAGGGAGAUGCAGGGGGUGGCUGAUGCUAGAGGAAAUAACAGAUACCUGAUCAAUUUUUAAUAAAGUGGAA